AUGUCGGCUUCGAAUAUUACUGUGUAUUUUCUCGGUGCCUCAAGAGCCAUUCGGGCAACUUGGUUGCUUGAGGAGCUUGGUCUUCCUUACAACCUAGUGUCCGAGGAUCGUGCAGCAAAUAGGCUCGCAUCGCCCGAGGUUCAAGCAAAGAUCCCGGCUCCUUUGAAGAAGUCACCAACCAUCAAAGACGGCGAUACAGUUGUACAGGAAAGCGGAGCAAUCAUGGAUAUGACACCAAGAGCCAGCUGCAGUCGAGAUCCUGAUGUGCGGGCCAAGACUCGUGAAUGGGUCCACGCGGCCGAGGGCGUCUUCAUGCUGCACGGUCUCGCGGUGCUAUACGCACGCUGGACCAUCCCCGAGAAUGCAAAGUCGGCGGCUCUGCCCGAGAUGGAGAAAAAACUCGCCGUCAAUGUCCACAAGGAUCUGGACUGGGUCGAAGAGCAUGUCAGGAAGCAGGGCACAAAGUUCCUCAUGGGGGAUGCCGUGUCUGUGGCAGACAUUAUGAUGCAAUUUAGUAUUGAACUAAUCUAUGUCAGCAAAUUGGGAGUCAGUGCCGAGGAGGUCGGCGAGACGGGUGGUGAUGGACGCUGGCCUCUGACCAAGCAGUGGCUGGGUCGUUGCAUGAGUACGCCUUCUUUCACGAAAGCCGUGAAAAAGUCGGGCUAUAGUUUGGAAUCGUUUAGAAAUUAG
Pestalotiopsis fici W106-1 is the source of this 690-nucleotide messenger RNA. RefSeq lists its product as uncharacterized. The record is from RefSeq and is a predicted model, not a curated record. NCBI's taxonomy places the organism in Eukaryota, Fungi, Ascomycota, Sordariomycetes, Amphisphaeriales, Sporocadaceae. The transcript is spliced from 2 exons. Bases 1 to 690 code for a protein of 229 amino acids.